ACAUCCUAGACCAAGACCAACCGAUUAGUUGUUUAAGAGAAUGAUCCGAGUAUCCAUUCUCUCCUUUUCUUGAUGUUAGAAAUGAAGUACAAGUUCUAGAAGAAAUUACUGAAGCAGUCUGGAACAAAAUACAUCCUAGACCAAGACCAACCGAAAGAGUGCAUCCGACAUCCACACACAACUUGGUUGCACACACUAGCAUUAAGGUUAAUGAGGGCAACCGUAACCAUCCAAUGCACACUACAGAUUUGGUGGAUACUUCAGCAGAGUGGAACUUUUUGAUCGCUAAUCUUGGUCUAGAGAUUUUGUCAGCUGGUUUUGAUCAGGCCUCCUCCUCAAGUAAGCCACAGUAUGCACUAUUUGGUAUGCUGUUUUCUAUUGCAGCCUUGUUCACUUGCAUUUUGGAGCUCAUUUACAAGGGCAUAAAUAAUAGAGUAGUACUGAAGAAGUUCGGAAAACUCUGGUGGUAUUAUUAUCCACAUCCCCACGAUAGCGUGCCUUUUGGUACUCUCCCUGACAUUUACGGAUUAUUUGGAGGUGUUGCUCAGUGCAUAUGCUCUAUUACUCAAUACAUUUACUUCUCUUGGCAUGCUGAUAGUCCUAUAAAACUAUCACUUUUACCAGCAAUCUUUCUUUUUUGUUUGGCUGGUUCAAGACUACACAGCAAUCGUAAUCAUUAUUGAUCAGAAAUCUAGCUAGAUACCAGUACGAAGAAUAAUUGUGAGUAAACGAACCUUAGUGAUCGUUCAUU
Fragaria vesca subsp. vesca is the source of this 751-nucleotide messenger RNA. RefSeq lists its product as uncharacterized. NCBI's taxonomy places the organism in Eukaryota, Viridiplantae, Streptophyta, Magnoliopsida, Rosales, Rosaceae. Gene Ontology annotation, biological process: signal transduction. Bases 234 to 683 code for a protein of 149 amino acids. The transcript is spliced from 3 exons. The record is from RefSeq and is a predicted model, not a curated record.